AUGCAGGAUGAGUCGGCUGCCGAGCUGCGCACCCUGUCGGAGCGUGAUGGCGUCGACAGCAUCGCCGGCGGAUACCGUGAUGUCCCAGAUACAUCCUCGCCCGCGUCGCAGUCACCUGCAUCACCAGCAUCACCAGCAUCACCAGCACCUGCGCUGCCCGCCAAGACCACCUGGCUGCAGCGCAACCAAUGGAUCGCCCUGGCCCUCGCCAGCGGUGCCUGCGCCGCCUUCAACGGUGUUUUUGCGAAGCUGACCACCACCGAGCUGACCACGCGCCUGUCGCAGGCCGUCGCCGGUGCCCUCGGCCUGGAUGCUGCCGAAUCGGCCGUCGAGGUGGUCGUCAGAGGCACCUUUUUUGCCCUCAAUCUCGUGUUUAACGGUGUGAUGUGGACCCUCUUCACUCGCGCCCUCGCGCGCGGCCUCUCCGCCACCCAGGUCUCCAUUAUGAACACCUCGGCCAACUUUGUCCUGACCGCGCUGCUGGGCCUUGCCAUCUUUUCCGAGGCUCUGCCGCCGUUGUGGUGGGUGGGUGCGGCCAUGCUGGUGGCCGGCAACGUCAUCAUCGGGCGCAAGGACGAGGGCAAGGACGAGGGCAAGGCCGAUGCGGCGGCGGCGGCGGCAACCACAGCCGAGGGAGAUGCAGACGACACAGACGCCACCACCACCAGCCACCCGGACACGAAACUGGACGAGGGUCGCCGGCGCUCGUCACGGCGGCUGGCAGCACAGCGUCGAGGAAAUGCGUCCGGCACGAAGACGUCGCCGGCGUCAACGCCUACCAGUCGGUACAAAGACGACGAAAGUAGCGGUGACGAAGACUUUGCCCAGAUCUAA
Sporothrix brasiliensis 5110 is the source of this 834-nucleotide messenger RNA. RefSeq lists its product as uncharacterized. Lineage: Eukaryota; Fungi; Ascomycota; Sordariomycetes; Ophiostomatales; Ophiostomataceae. The record is from RefSeq and is a predicted model, not a curated record. The coding region runs from base 1 to 834 and encodes 277 amino acids. The transcript has 4 exons.